Messenger RNA from Naegleria lovaniensis, 1371 nucleotides. RefSeq lists its product as uncharacterized. Gene Ontology annotation, biological process: actin filament organization. Lineage: Eukaryota; Heterolobosea; Eutetramitea; Acrasida; Naegleriidae. Gene Ontology annotation, molecular function: actin filament binding. The record is from RefSeq and is a predicted model, not a curated record. Bases 1 to 1371 code for a protein of 456 amino acids. The transcript has a single exon.
AUGUCCAUUGUCAGACAAUCACUCUAUCGUCACGUCUUUGGUGAACCAUACAAGAAUGAAUUCACAUAUUUGAACAUUCGUCCAAACGUUGGUGCUUGGGAUAGUAACUGGCUCGCUGCCAAUGCUCUCUUCGUUGCAGUUCCAUGGCAAGGAGGUGGUGGUUCAGUCGCUGUUCUCAAUCAAAAGAAUGUUGGUAAGCAAAGUGCUGACUUGCCUUUGGUUUCAGGUCACACUGGUGCUGUAUUGGAUUUGAAGUUCCAUCCUUUCAAUCAAUACAUUUUGGCUACUGGUUCAGUCGAUACCACUGCAAAGAUUUGGGUUCUUCCACAAGAAGGUUUGACUCAAUCCGUGACUGAUGCUCAAGUGUCAUUGGAAGGUCACAUGAAGAAAGUUGGUUUGUUGGAAUUCCACCCAACUGCUAACAACGUCUUGUUGACAGCUGGUCAAGAUCACAAAGUUGUUUUAUGGGACAUUGAAAAUGGAAAGGCUCAAGUUGAAAUGAAGGAUUUAUGGAAGGAUAUUCAAAGUGUUUCAUUCAAUAAGAAUGGUUCUCUCUUUGCUUCUACAUCCAAGGAUAAGAAGUUGAGAAUUAUUGAUCCACGUAAGGGAUCUGUUGCCAUGGAAGUUGAAGGACACUCUGGUACUAAGGGAUCUCGUGUUCAAUGGAUUACAAAUGGUGACAAGAUUUUCACUGUUGGUUUCUCCAAGACCAGUGAAAGACAAUACAUGUUCUGGGAUCCAAGAAAUUUGGAAAAACCACUCAACACAACAAAUAUUGAUAUGGCUUCUGGUCUCAUCAUGCCAUUCUAUGAUCCUGAUACCAAUUUGUUGUUCUUGGCUGGUAAGGGUGAUGGUAACAUUAGAUUCUACGAAUUGACUAAUGAGGAACCAUACAUUCACAGUUUGAGUGAAUUCAGAUCGACUGAUCCACAAAUGGGUAUGGCCAUGUUGCCAAAGAUUGCUGUGGAUACUACAUCCAACGAAAUUGUGAGAUUGUUCAAAUUGACUGCUAACCAAAUUACUCCAAUUUCAUUCACAGUUCCAAGAAAAUCUGAAUUGUUCCAAUCGGACAUUUAUCCAAAGACUGCUUCACCAACUCCAUCAUUGAGUGCCAGUGAUUACUUUAGUGGUCAAGAUGCUGAACCAACUUUGGUUUCCAUGAAUCCUGAGGAUAAGGAAAUUGAUGUUCAACAAUUCAAGGACUUUAAGCCAAACGUUGAAGUCAAGGCCAAACCACCAAAGACUGUCUUGCCAAAGGUGGUCUCCAAUCCACAAGAAUUGCAAAAACAAAACGAGGAAUUGAGAUCUCGUGUUGAAGCUUUGGAAAAGGAGAAUUGGGAAUUGAAGCAAGAAUUGAAGAAGUAUCAAUAA